Molecule: messenger RNA, 2069 nt
Organism: Apus apus (common swift)
Lineage: Eukaryota; Metazoa; Chordata; Aves; Apodiformes; Apodidae
Gene: TMED2
Product: transmembrane p24 trafficking protein 2
Exons: 5
Coding region: 64-690 (208 amino acids)
Biological process (GO): Golgi organization; intracellular protein transport; endoplasmic reticulum to Golgi vesicle-mediated transport
Cellular component (GO): COPII-coated ER to Golgi transport vesicle; endoplasmic reticulum-Golgi intermediate compartment; Golgi apparatus
Source: RefSeq, a predicted model, not a curated record
CCGGGCGGAAGUCCCCCCUCCCUGAGGCUGCCGCCCCGCCGCUCGGUGCCCCUCGGCUCCGCCAUGUCGCCGGUGCGGGCGGUGCUGGCGCUGCUGGCCGCCAUGGCGGCUCCGGCCGCCACAUACUUCGUCAGCAUCGACGCGCACGCCGAGGAGUGCUUCCUGGAGCGGGUGCCGUCCGGCACCAAGAUGGGGCUCAUCUUCGAGGUGGCGGAGGGGGGGUUCCUGGACAUCGACGUGGAGAUUACAGGGCCUGAUAAUAAAGGAAUUUAUAAAGGCGACCGAGAGUCCAGUGGAAAAUACACGUUUGCUGCCCACAUGGAUGGAACUUACAAGUUCUGCUUUAGCAACAGAAUGUCCACCAUGACUCCCAAGAUAGUGAUGUUCACUAUUGAUAUUGGGGAAGCUCCCAAGGGGCAAGACAUGGAGACAGAAGGUGGUGGAGAUACCUGGGAUGCUCACCAGAACAAGCUAGAAGAGAUGAUCAAUGAGUUAGCAGUGGCCAUGACAGCUGUAAAGCAUGAACAGGAGUACAUGGAAGUUCGUGAAAGAAUACAUAGAGCAAUUAAUGACAACACAAACAGCAGAGUGGUUCUUUGGUCAUUCUUUGAAGCUCUUGUAUUAGUUGCCAUGACACUGGGACAAAUCUACUACCUGAAGAGGUUUUUUGAAGUCCGAAGGGUUGUUUAAGAGUACUGUUCUGGUGCUGGAUUUCAGUUCACUGUCUACCAAACAUCCUGGUCACAAAAAACAGUCAUUUAGUUUUCUGAACCCUCUUUACUGAACUGUAAAACUUACUGCAUCUGUUCCUUCCUAGUUUAAAAGAAAAAAAAAAAAAAGAAACAAAUUGUUUUUAUAUAUCUUCUGUAGCAAAAGCUGUGCUGAGAUCUUGUCCCUUGGUUGGCAACACUUCUCUCACUCCCACCUGCCUAGUCUGUUUGCUGAGCCAGGUCUGAGCUGCAAACGCUGUAACCAGCUGUAGUAACAAGCAGUGUCAGUGUCUUCUAACUUUUUCCCCCCUCUUUUCAUACUUGGGGUUCUCUCUAGGGAAACGGUACAAGGCCCUGACCUGGCUGGUUGUGUCUUUGACACCUCUAGCCCAGCAGUAGGUGUUACAGAAUCCAAACAAUCCCUUCUUCACGUCCAUAAACUGCCAAGGAGUGACUGGAACUUCAUUCUGGUAGUAAGAAGACAGCUGAGGACUUCAGGUCUAGUGUUCAUCCCUAGCUGCUAUUUAAGAAGAAACUCUUCACUAACUAUGCUAAUUACAUCAAGUUAUUCCCAAAGUUCUUUUAAAUUAAAUAGUUGGGAUGAAAAUGCCUUUUCUCUUCUGGUGACCUUCAUGGUUUUUAGUCUCUCACAGGUUUUCUGUGGCAGCCCCUUGUGUGCAGUGUCUUGGCAAACCAUAGUUCACCCUUUGGCUUCUGCAGCUCCAAAGCUCAGGCUGUUGGUGCUGCUUUAGUGGUCAGGAAGCCCAGAUUCCUGAUGCCAAAGGGUUCAUGAUCCUGGGGGUUAGUGCUAUGCACCCUCGUAUUUAAGUUAAGUGCUCUGCCCUCCCUGACCAUCAUUAGCAUCAUGCUGAGUUCUGGUGUGGUUUCUUUUUUUCAGGCACGUGUAGAUUUGUUUUUUUUGUAUAAAGUUCCUUUCCUCGGUUAUCUGAUGAUUGGUUGAAUCAUUCAAGCAGCAUCUGUUGUGGGUGCUGAGCCAGGAUUAUGUUGUGACUGAUGUAUAUUAGCUGUAAUCAUUUUUGGGGGCAGGGGUGGGGUCUUUUCCAAGGGGGGAGCCUCUCCAAGGAACACACAAACAGUUUUGUACAAUUAAUUUAAAAUUUGUUACAGGUUUUCAUGUUCCAGGUAAAGUUUUUUCAGCCUUGGGCAAACACUUGCAGCAGUUCCUCAGCGAGGUGGCCGCGACACCUUCUUGUGACUGUUGUGUGCCAAUAUUUUUGUGUAAAAACACUUCAAAUUGAAUUCUGAGAUGUACAUUUAAAAAUUGCUUGUGAAUCUAAAGAUGACCCAGGUUCGAGAAAUAAACAAAUUCUUUAAAAAAAAAUAAAAUUAAAAAAAGUA